UUUUUUAUCGGUGGGUUUAAAAUUAGGGUCAUAUCAACACCUCCUCGAUCGAUCAUCAGGUGCCAUCUCCUUCGUCAAACCAUCUUCCUCCGACAACGAUCUUCCAUUGCUGCGAUUCCUCCGACAACCUGCUUCCGGGCGCUGCUCCCUCCGACAACCAUCUUCCAUCGAUCCCUCACUAUCUCCCCUUCCAUCGCAUCUGCACAAACUACAAGAACACCCCAUUUCUUUCUCUAUCCUAUAUAAAGGGGUUUCCAGGAGAAAAUAGAAGCAAACCCACAUUUCAGGAUAACCAUAACCGAUCAUGGACCCACCUGCAACAGUAUCAGUAGAAUCCAAACCCGAAUCCAAACCCGAUGAAUCAAAACCCAAUAAUCCCAAAUCCUACGAUUGUGGACUAUGCGACACAGAAGUCGUCUACAAAAUCGCUCAAGAACUUCUCCCCGGAUUAGCCUCCGCCUGCGUCGACAACACAACCGGCGGCCUUUUCAAGAACGCAGGAACAGUCGCCGUCGACAUGAGAAAAGAAAUGUCCGAUUACCUCACACAACGAAGCGAAACUUACGUAGCCGAAUUCCUACUUUCCGAAAAUACCCCUGUACUAGAAACAUCCGAACACCCAUACGACAUAAUCAUAACCCUAAUCGACGAUUUCGCCGCUUCAAAACGAAACAUGUUUAGUCGUGUCUCCGAGUGGGUUUCCAGCGAUGGAAGAGAAGACAGAAUCGAUGACUUUGUUCAAGAAAUGGAGAUUAAUGGCUUCUGGUUACUCGCUCGAAGAGAAUGCAUUGCUUCAAUUCUCCUUAAAAAUGUCGACUACAAGAAUUCGUUUCAUUGUAAUGUGGCUUGUGGGUCUGAAGAAGAAAUUUGUAAACAUCGAUUGGAGUGUAAGUUUCGAGGUAUGGAUUGUGUGAAUGAAGGGUGUACGACAAGAUACUGUGCUGCUCAAAAGGAAAAUCAUGAGGCGAUUUGUCCAUUUAUGAUACUUGCUUGUGAACAAAAAUGUCCGGAUUUUGUUAUGAGGAGAGAAAUGGAUAGACAUUGUGUGACGAUUUGUCCUAUGAAGCUUGUGAAUUGUGCGUUUUAUACUGUUGGGUGUAAGUCUUGUAUACCAAAAUGCGAUGUGCAAAAACAUAAUACGGAUGAUCUUUCUGGACAUUUGUUGCUUAUUAUCCGAACUGCUCAUAAGGAAGCAAAUGAAAAUGAUCUUAAACAUCGGGUAGAACAAAUCCGAAGUCUGACAAAUACUGAAAAGUUGGCAAGAGCACGUGACGCGAGGGCUUUAACAUUUUUGAUCAAGGAUGCUGAAGCAAAGCUUGGACCAUUGGAAUCGAAAGCCAACUCAUCACCUGACUUACCUAAACAUGAUGACAUCAAUAAAAUCGAUCCACCCAAGGAAACCGAGCCAUUGAUUGUGAAAGAUGACUCAGCAAAAACCGAGCCAUUGAUCGUGAAAGAUGACUCGGCAAAAACCGAGCCAUUGAUCGUGAAAGAUGACUCGGCAAAAACCGAGCCAUCGAUUGUGAAAGAUGACUCGGUAAAAACCGAGCCGCCGGUGGUCAAAGAUGAGUCAAAGGAAGACCGCCCGGUACCACCGCCGGAAAACCCUGCCGUGAAAGAAGUGCACCAAGAACCACCGCCAAAGCCUGUGGAAUCACCGGAGGAAAGGAAAGAUAAACAAGACUCGAAUUCGAAUUCUCCACCAAUUGAAAAUGGUGAAUCGAAAGUGCCCAUAAGAGAAGAAGAGACUAAAGAGUUAUUAGGAAAACCAUCGGAUACUAAGGAAGAAGAGAAAGCAAGGUCACCAAAAGGAGAAGAAGUCAAAGAAUCCAUGAAAACAUCCAUAGAAGAUGAAAAAAGCAAAAAUGGUGAUGAAGAAGAUAAGAAGAAAUCACCUGAAAAGGGAACAAUCGAAGAGUCCACGAAAUAGGCCAGCUGAGUUACCGAGUUUUCGGUUUUGAAUACAAAUUUUUUCGUUUUAUCAAGAGUCGAUCACUUUUGGGAUUUCUUCUGUUAAUUUCUAACGGCAUAUUGCCC
Lactuca virosa is the source of this 2037-nucleotide messenger RNA. The record is from the annotation of a GenBank genome assembly. Lineage: Eukaryota; Viridiplantae; Streptophyta; Magnoliopsida; Asterales; Asteraceae.